CCCCCAAUCUGUAACAACUCAUCUGCACCUUGAAUAUCUCAAGCUAUUCCACAUCGACAACAGCGACAGAGAAUGGCAGAUACGCGCACAAUCACUGUUGAAAUUAACACCAAAGAAAUCAUCAAACCAUCUUCCCCAACUCCUCCGCACCUUCGAGUUCUCACGCUAUCUUAUUUCGACCAGUUCGCUCCCGAUUUGUAUCUAUCUUUGGUUCUAUUCUACACUAAAAUUAGAGAUACUCGUGAAACCUCUCAACGCUUGAAAUCAUCCCUAUCUCAAGUUCUCACUGAUUUCUACCCAUUUUCCGGAGGGAAACAAAGAGAACAUCUUUGUUGAAUGCAAUGAUGAAGGGGUUGAUUAUGUUGAAGCUCGAGUCAAUUGCUCUGUCUUUGAGAUUCUUCAACGACCAGAUCACCAUGUACUCGAAAAAUUUCUCCCCACCGGCGCGAAGCUCGUUGCAGCAACUGGAUCUCCCUUGUUGAUUGUUCAAGCUAGCUUCUUUAAUUGCAACGGAUUGGCAAUUAAGAUUUGUCUUUCAC
Molecule: messenger RNA, 539 nt
Organism: Rubroshorea leprosula
Lineage: Eukaryota; Viridiplantae; Streptophyta; Magnoliopsida; Malvales; Dipterocarpaceae
Source: the annotation of a GenBank genome assembly